AUGCAUCAUGCAAGGAAUGAUCGACCAAGGGCGGAGGACUCCUCUCACGUUCGGAAAAGAUCACAGAGAGAGGAGGACAUCAUAAAAGUCCCGGAUUUCGAUUUUACGGACUUGAUCGAUAAGUACAAACUCUCUCUGGUUGGACGGAUGUUCCACCAGGAUGGAAGAAGCGUGGAUGCCCUGAUUAAGCAUAUGCCCAAACGCAGAAUCUGGGAUGUCGAAGGCAGAGUCAGGGGAACUAACCUAGGAAAUAAUAAAUUUCAGUUUGAUUUCAACAAGGAAGAGGACUUGCAGAGGGUACUUCUCCGACGCCCUUGUCAUUUCAAUAAGUGGAGUUUUUCAUUGGAAAGAUGGACUCCAACGAUCAAAGAAGACUUUCCCAACUCUUUGCUUCUUUGGGUAACUAUCACUGGUGUCCCUACGCAUUAUAAGAAAGAUGAGUCCUACCGGAGCAUAGGGAAAGCGCUGGGAGAAGUUGAUAAAGUCGAUGUUGAUAAUGGAAGGGUUAGAGUGUACAUCAACGUCGACGAACCCCUCCAGUUUGAACGCCGUGCGGGAUACACAAAUGGAGAUGUAAUCAAAGUAUCUCUUCAAUAUGAAGAACUCCACAGAUUCUGUUUCACUUGUAAACGCAUCUCGCACGAGGAAGGAACCUGUCUAGACUUAUCACCGGAACAAAGGGAAAGAAACAAAAUUGCUCGGUUAGAAAAAAAAGAAAAGGAGGAACGAGCAGCUAGAGAGGCCUUUUCGAUCCCUUCAAGAGGUUUUGAGAGUCAAGUUUGA
Brassica oleracea var. oleracea is the source of this 783-nucleotide messenger RNA. RefSeq lists its product as uncharacterized. The transcript has a single exon. The record is from RefSeq and is a predicted model, not a curated record. Lineage: Eukaryota; Viridiplantae; Streptophyta; Magnoliopsida; Brassicales; Brassicaceae. Bases 1 to 783 code for a protein of 260 amino acids.